GAACAAAGGGAAGAAAGGUCAGUGAUUGAGGAAAACAGAUAUGGAAGGUCGGAAUUCAAGCGGAAGACCGAAGACGUCAUAGCACAGUGGAAGGUCGGAAUUCAGUUAGUUUGCUGAAGACGUCAGAGCACAAUGGAAGGUCGGAAUUCAGUUAGUUUUCCUCUCGAGGUUGAAGGAGCUUAAUUUAUAGAAGAAAAAGAUGGUGAGGAUGAAUAGUUUGGGUUGCAAGAGGAGAAGGUUGGAUAAUGGUAGUGUAAGAGGAAUUAAGAUCAGCAUCAUGAGUGGGUGCGACAAAUUUGCACCUAUCUUACGGUUGCCUCAUGAAGUCCUCAGGGAAGAAGUGUUGUCAAGGCUGGAAAUUAGGGAUCUUUGCCGACCCAAGUGCGUUUGUAAGCAAUGGCAUAGCAUCAUAAGCUCCCCUGACUUCAUCAAGGUGCACCGACGCCGCAACCACAAGCCUUCACACGGGCUCCUCAUUGCAACCACAGAUUCUGUGAACGAUGAGUUCAUCUUCUACUACUCACCUCUGUCCGAACAACACCACCGCCACCAGCCUCGUGUUUUUGUCCCUCGGCUGAGGGUCCCCCGAAACCGGGACUACCAAUGGAUGACUCAAGUCGUGAAUGGCCUUGUGUGUCUAUACUCCGCCAGUCGGUUGAGUCUUUUUAAUAUAUGCACCCGCGAAAUCCUUGACCUCCCACUACCCCCACCACCUUCCCGAGAUGCACUGUGUGCUGCUGUUGUUGAUACAUGGUGGCCUGAUACUAAUGCUGUUGAGAAGGACAACAACCUUCGCAUUCCUCGUGCUGGGGAGGCUACCAACUGCACUGCCACUCGCUACUAUUUUGGCUUUGAUACCCUGCAUAAUGUGUAUAAGAUACUAAGUGUUAGUUAUAUGUGCAGUGAAGGAUGUCCUGGCCCUGGUGAUGUGUGCGGGUGCCAACCUUUCCUGGUGCCUCAGGUUCUCUCACUCAGUGGCCCAGUCUCCUCCUUCAAGUGGAGAAACGAAGUACCUCAUCCCAGACCAUUUAAUCCCCUUAAUAUGCACACUAUUUGUGUGAAUGGACGAUUGUGGUGGACUGGCAAUGAAAUCUCUCGUACUUGUUUUGAUCUGACAUCGACGCCUGAGCACUUUCGUAAUAUUACUGAACACCCCCCAGUCUCUGACAACUGCUGGUUCGUCACCAGCAUACCCUCACAAUAUGGGGGAUGCAUUGCUCUCUCCGAAGGUUGUCUACGACAGGGGAGAUCUUUGCGUCUCUUUACCCGCCCUGCAGAGCAAAUAUAUUGUGAGUGGAGUAAAUGUGAUAUCAAUUUGCCAGUCGAAUUGCUACGACGGGGGAAGUCUUCAAUUGCUCUUGUUGNUUUUGAUCUGACAUCGACGCCUGAGCACUUUCGUAAUAUUACUGAACACCCCCCAGUCUCUGACAACUGCUGGUUCGUCACCAGCAUACCCUCACAAUAUGGGGGAUGCAUUGCUCUCUCCGAAGGUUGUCUACGACAGGGGAGAUCUUUGCGUCUCUUUACCCGCCCUGCAGAGCAAAUAUAUUGUGAGUGGAGUAAAUGUGAUAUCAAUUUGCCAGUCGAAUUGCUACGACGGGGGAAGUCUUCAAUUGCUCUUGUUGCAAACCUUCCGGAUGGGGACAUUUUAAUUGCCAACGACGAAGCAGAUGACUCCUUUACUCCUGUCUAUUCCUUCACUCCUCGAAGAAACAACAAGUUCUCAAAAUCAUUUAAGGUUGGGAAGUUUCCAUCAGCAACUGCCUCAAUGUCGCCGAGAGAACUUGCUGUUGCUGUAACCUGUGUCGAGGAUAAUCUCACUCCACUCUGCAAUUGUUUUUGAAAUUGUUCCCAUCUCUAUAUGUUUAUUAUCCAUGUAAUAUGAAUAAGUUGUUGCUGUUGUGCUCAUAAAUACUGGUUCCAGUUUUCAACUUCGCUGCGGUGUCAUUUGCACUGUUAUGAAGUAUUUUAUUUAUUCACAUUCUUCAUUUGUAUGGAUGGGGAUUGAUAUUUCUCCUCUAAAACUCAUUUAUUUUAGGACGCGGAUCAUAAUGGAAGUAGA
Molecule: messenger RNA, 2062 nt
Organism: Cuscuta campestris
Lineage: Eukaryota; Viridiplantae; Streptophyta; Magnoliopsida; Solanales; Convolvulaceae
Source: the annotation of a GenBank genome assembly